CAUUCUCCAUGACUAGAAAUUUAUAAAACAGCUGAUUUAUUUUUAUUAGGGAGCACGUGUUUAUAAAGAAACGAGAAAUAAAAACCGAUCAUUGUUUUUAAAUAUUACAGUUAAUGUGUUAAUAUUGUGUAUUCAAUGAAAUAUUAAGAGAGCUCUAUAUUAAAAAGAAGAAACAUAUAUUUUAGAUAUGAAUUAAAUUUUUUUUGAUAGUUAAAAUUUCCAUAGAAUUUGAAAGAAGAAAAAAAAAUGGCUGACCGUGAUAGCGCAUCUGAAAGUGAUUCAAGUUCAAUUGACGGUGGCCCAAUUAUGAUGCCACCGUCUCCAAUAACUCGUGAACAACUGCAAAAAAGAAUAGAAUCACUGCAACAACAAAAUCGCGUAUUAAAAGUUGAAUUAGAUACAUAUAAGCUUCGUGUAAAAGCAUUACAAGAGGAAAAUCGCAGCCUCCGACAAGCUUCUGUCAUUAUACAAGCUAAAGCAGAACAGGAAGAAGAGUUUAUAAGUAACACAUUGUUGAAAAAAAUACAAGCUUUGAAAAAAGAAAAAGAAACAUUGGCUCAUCAUUAUGAACAAGAAGAAGAAUGUCUAACGAAUGAUUUGUCACGUAAAUUGAAUCAAUUGCGACAAGAGAAAUGUCGUUUGGAGCAGACUUUAGAACAAGAACAGGAGUGUCUUGUGAACAAACUUAUGAGAAAAAUUGAAAAAUUAGAAGCUGAAACACUUGCGAAACAAAGUAAUUUGGAACAAUUGCGUAGAGAGAAAGUGGAAUUGGAAAAUACAUUAGAGCAAGAACAAGAAGCUUUAGUCAAUAAAUUAUGGAAACGAAUGGAUAAGCUUGAAGCUGAGAAAAGAAUGCUACAAAUAAAAUUAGAUCAACCAGUGUCAGAUCCAACUUCGCCAAGAGAAAUUAACAACGGUGAUACUGCUACAAAUCUAAGUACACACAUACAAACAUUGAGAAGCGAAGUUGUCCGAUUGAGGCAUAAUCUUUUGAUUUCUCAACAAGAACACACAGAAAAAAUGCAGCGUUAUGUAAAUGAGGAGAAACAAAUUCGAGAAGAGAACUUGAGGCUCCAAAGGAAAUUGCAACUUGAGGUGGAACGACGUGAAGCAUUAUGCAGACAUUUAUCUGAAUCAGAAUCAAGCUUGGAGAUGGAAGAAGAACGUCAUUACAAUGAAAUCGUCAUGUCAGGUGGAAACAUAAGAAGCCGCACUGUGUCAAGUCCUGUACCCUAUAAUGCUUCUCCAAGUUCUUCAAGACCUCUUAGUCCAGGAAUCAAUACAAUGACUUCAGCUUCUCGAGAAACUGCUAACAUAAAUCGAUGUUAUGCUUGUGGUCAAUGUGUUAAUCUUCCAUUUACAAGUUCAUCACCUCCUUCAGGAAGUCACAUAAUAGCGCCAUCCAGUAGGCGUGCUUCAGACAGAUUUGUCAAACCAGCGAUUCCACCUACUAUUGUUAGUCCUGGAAGUUCAUCAUCGGCUAAUAUUAUUCAUGCAAAUACAUCGGCUGGAUGUCCCAUGGAUAUUGCUAAAAUAUAAACUAACAAUUAAGUAAUUAAUGUUAUGAUUUAAUAUAAUUAUUUCAUACGGUGUAGAGAAAGAGAGAGAGAGAGAGAGCGAACGAAAACAACUUUAAUUUUUUUUUCGCUAAAGCUGAAAAUAUUUUUAUUAAACUUUUAAGGACUAUAUCCGAUGAAGUAAACGCGACAUGAGCUGGUUCACAUGCAUAUCUUUUGAACGUUUAACGAAAAAAAAAGUUUAUCAUGUUAGCAAAGUACCAGUUGCUGUAUAAGUUUCUCUCGUCCACUUUCUAAUAAUGUUUAAUGUGUAUCCACAGUCAACAAGGUGCAAAAUACACCAACACAUGCACGUAACGAGGUACUUACUUUAUUAGAAAAUUUUCGUUCCUAUGAUAAUAAUAAAUAUCAGAUAUUAAAUUUGUUUUGACAAUAGCGUAAUUAUAAGUGAUUGGUUUAUAAUAUAUGACUGUGUGCAGGUUUCCUCUUUAAAAAAAAAAAAUUGUCACUAAAAAUGUUAUUUGGAAAAAAAAGUACCAUGUAAAUUGUUUCUUAUUCUUCAUGAUUAUUAGAAUUGAUGCUGAUUAUUAUGAUGGUAAUAAUAACGAAUAAUAAUAAUAAUAUUAAUAAACAGUAUUUAUGUGAAAUUUAAAUAAGUUUUGUUCUUUUUUAAAAUUUUUGUGAUUCGAUGCUAAAAAACGAUAAGCUAUGAAAAAAAAAUUUGGUGUGCUGUGUUGAUAUAUUGUUGAAAUGUUAAUGGCAGAUAUUAAUUUUAAUUUAAACAAUUCAAAAAACGGUUAAUUAAAGAGCCGUUUGAGACUAUGAUUUUUAUACGACGAUAUUUUAAAUAUCUUCUUUGAUUCAAUGUUUAUAGUAAAGAGCAACUAAUAUUAUUGAUUUGAUAUUCAUUUGCAUGUGUAUUAUAGUUGCUCUUUUAUGUUUUUAUUCACUCUACACAUUUUUUUUCAUUUAUGUGUUAAAAUAUAUUCAUCUUCUAUUUCAAAAAAAAAAAAAAAAAAAUCUCUUAGUAAUCGUGUAAUUUUAAUUAUAUAACUAAUUAUUAAUUAUAAUAAAAUGUAUUAUUUUUAAAAUUAAAUUUAACAUUUAAUUUA
Leptopilina boulardi is the source of this 2629-nucleotide messenger RNA. Its product is annotated as coiled-coil domain-containing protein 6. The record is from RefSeq and is a predicted model, not a curated record. The transcript has 6 exons. Bases 247 to 1539 code for a protein of 430 amino acids. NCBI's taxonomy places the organism in Eukaryota, Metazoa, Arthropoda, Insecta, Hymenoptera, Figitidae.